Molecule: messenger RNA, 1477 nt
Organism: Acaulospora morrowiae
Lineage: Eukaryota; Fungi; Glomeromycota; Glomeromycetes; Diversisporales; Acaulosporaceae
Source: the annotation of a GenBank genome assembly
AUGAACAAAAAAAAACACGCGUCCUCCGAAGCCGGCGAUGCUUUGAUCAAUGAAAAUAAGAAACAAAGGUUAGAUAUUACCGAAAUUAGACCAUUCGAGGAACUAUUUAACCAGAACUACCUUCGACCCGAAUUCAUUUCCGCUUGUCGCACCGCAUUCCGUAAACGUCUCCCUUUCAACAACUCCACCUCGGUCACCAUUUUCAAUAAACCCUUCCCGAUAAUCGUUCUUCCCGAUAUUUUUCCCACGGAAUUCCUGAAAUCCGUCAAAUUCGCUUUAGAAAAAGAAGUGUUUUACCACAAAUCAAAUGACCUGUAUGAAUUCUAUCAAAGCGAUGACCUAAAACUUUCGACGAAACCGGAAUUAGUUAGGCUACGAGAAACCAUCUACUCUUCUCAAUUCGUUCAAUUGAUUUCAGAACUAACCGGAAUCGAGUUGGAUGAAACGCCAGAUUUAUCUGCGCACCAAUACGCAUAUGGGAAUUACUUGUUGUGCCACGAUGAUGACAUUAAAAACGAUGACAAUUCUCACGGAAGAAGAGUUGCCUUUAUUUUUUAUUUGGUUGAAGAAGACUGGUGCGAAGAGGAUGGUGGUACUUUGGAGUUAUUUGAUAGUGAUGAGUUGGGACAACCGAAAAAUGUUGUUCAAUCCAUAAUUCCGAAAUGGAAUUCCAUGGCAUUUUUUGAAUUGAAUUCGACUUCAUAUCAUCAAGUUUCCGAAGUUUUGUCCAGAUCCAAAAUACGCCUUUCAAUUUCCGGUUGGUUUCAUGGGCCAUUACACACGAGAUUAUCGAAUGCCAACUAUAAUCUCCCGACUUCUUUUCCGCCUCGACUUGACCAAUUUUUUCAUCAUCAGUACCCGUCUAUAAAUGACUUGGUAAAUCCAAGUUACUUAACCGAGCAAGGGAAAAAGAAUAUCUUGAAGACACUCAGACAGGAAGCGUCAAUUGAGCUGCAGCAAUUCUUAAAAAUAGAAGUGUACGAAAAGUUAAUGGAUAGCUUGAAUCGCGUAGAAUGGGAUGAAAACCCAAUGGGACCGCCGUUUAUUAGAAAAUAUCGGUUGAUUGACAAUGAAAAAUGCAUAACGCCUCAACCAUUCUACCAGUUCAUUCAUGACUUCCUAACUUCAACAGCAUUCACCGCCUACCUUUCAGAAAUUACGAGAUAUGAAGUCACAUCGUUAUCUUCAGAAAUUCGUCAGUUCCUACCAGGAGAUUACACCUUGUUACAUGACCAAGCAUUGGAUCGCGAGGGAUUAGAUAUAGUGUUACAUUGUAUUGAAGAGAAAAAUAAAGAAACCGGAGAAGAGGAAGAAUGGAACACAGAAUGGCAAGGCGGAACACAUUAUGUUGCAAGGGAAGAAGAACUAUUGACCCUUUGGCCCAAAAAGAAUACACUUAGCAUUGUCGUUAGAGACGAAGAUGAUGAAGAGGAUGAGUACGAUGGGGGUGAUAGUAUCGAGGAUGAAGGAGAAAAUA